GAAGAGUUAAUACAUAGAUUUAAAAUUAUUUUGGCCGCAAUAAAUUGUAAUGCAGCAGUCGACACUAGCAAAUUUCAUAUAUAUUGCAUGGAUACUGCCAAGUUGUUUGUUGAUCUCUAUGGCUGGUACUACAUGCCUGUAACUGUGCAUAAGAUUCUGGUGCAUGGUAGCAAAAUUAUAGCAGAAGCUAUUCUGCCAAUAGGUAUGCUGUCCGAAGAAGCUCAGGAAGCGAGGAAUAAAGAUUAUAGAGCCUAUAGAUUACAUCAUUCGCGAAGAAUUGGACGUGUAGCCACUAAUGAAGAUGUAAUGCAUAACCUUUUAUUGUCUUCAGACCCAUUUAUAAAUAGAUUUCGCUCAAAGCUGCAAAUCAAAAAAUUGGAGUACGAUAAUGAUGUUAAAAAAUUAUUAAAAGACUAUGCUUAAUUUA
Stomoxys calcitrans (stable fly) is the source of this 427-nucleotide messenger RNA. RefSeq lists its product as uncharacterized. The transcript has 2 exons. The coding region runs from base 88 to 423 and encodes 111 amino acids. NCBI's taxonomy places the organism in Eukaryota, Metazoa, Arthropoda, Insecta, Diptera, Muscidae. The record is from RefSeq and is a predicted model, not a curated record.